UUAAAUGGACUGUACGUGCAAAGAUGGCAGCCCAAGUGGACUUGCUCCGUGCGAAAGUAAAAGAUGAACGCGUAAGGGACAGCUUUGACAGAUUCAUCAAAGAGAGGAAGAACAAGAGGCAGCUGUCGCCGCCAGAUGUUAAACGGGAGAGGUGCGAGAAGAAGGUGAAGCUCCAUCACCACCACCAGCAGCAGCAGCAGCACGCUGAGCCCCGGACCCACCAGCAGCCGCAUCAGCUGCAGCAGAACCCCAAAACACACCACUUCAGCGCGGAUAAACAGCAUGCCCUGCACCUCCACCACCACCACCGCCCACACAGCCACGGUCUCACCAACUGCACCAAGAAGAGCUUGCAGCCCGGUUUCCCUCCACCGAACCGAGCGGCACCUCCACAGCCACCUGCGCUCUUCACUUUCACGCCCCUCAAAGUGGUCAAGGCCCGGCCGCAGGAGCCGAAAGACAAGCCCCGAGACAAGGAGCCCAAACUCCGGCUGAAGAAGGAGAACUCUGAGACCAAUGUGAAGCACCCGCUGCAGAAUAAAGAGUCCAGGCCCCACAAGGAAAAUGGCAAGUCCCUAACACUGGAGGAUUACCUUCUGAAGAAGAAGAAAAAGAAGAAGAAGCAUCACGAGGAUGAUCACGGUGGGAAGAAGGUCCGACACAUGCACACCAAAGCAGUCCAGACCUUGUGCGCUGGGCUUGGAGCUGACGUCAAAAAGCCCGUUCACCCUGAUUCUUCUCUACCUGCUGCCAUAAAGCAGGAAGCCACUCGACGACCUGUCAGUGGCACAGCCGACAACUGCCCUUCCUACCCCCAUGCUCUGAAAGCGGGUGGUGUUCCUUUCCUCACCCAUCAAGACCACUACAUCCGAAGCAAAUGCCUCCAGAUGGGAACCAGGUACAGUUGCUUCAUGCAUGAAGAAAGGCAACCCAAUGGUGGGGGAGCUGUUCUGCACGCGUACGCCGACGAGCUGGCCUUCCUCAGUCCAGCUGAGAUGGAGGCUUUUGCCCAGGAGUUCCUGGAUCUGACCUUCGCUGAGAAACUUAAAGGUGCAGCGGUCUACGCCUUAACGGUGGUGCACGGCGCAGCGUCGUACCUGCCUGACUUCCUGGACUACUUUGCCUUCAACUUCCCCAACACGCCAGUCAAAAUGGAAAUACUGGGCAAGAAGGACAUUGAAACCACGACAAUUGGCAACUUUCAUGCUCAGGUGAACCGCACAUACUGCUCAGGAACAUACCGAGCCGGACCCAUGAGGCAGAUCAGCCUGGUCGGAGCCGUGGAUGAGGAAGUCGGAGACUAUUUCCCAGAGUUCCUGGACAUGCUGGAAGAGUCGCCAUUCCUCAAGAUGACCCUGCCUUGGGGAACCCUCUCCAGUCUCAAGCUGGACUGUCGCUCCCAGAGCGACGACGGGCCGAUCAUGUGGGUGCGACCAGGAGAACAAAUGGUGCCCACCGCCGAUAUGCCCAAGUCUCCGUUCAAACGGCGCCGAUCCAUGAACGAGAUCAAGAAUCUGCACUACCUGCCAAGAGCCAGCGAGCCUAGAGAGGUUCUGUUUGAGGACCGGACCAAAGCCCAUGCUGAUCACGUGGGUCAGAGUUUUGACUGGCAGAGCACAGCUGCUGUCGGUGUCCUGAAGGCCGUGCGCUUUGGAGAAGGGGAGCGCCGGCCCCGGAUAACCAAAGAUGUGGUGUGUUUUGAUGCUGGAGACUUCAGUGAGGUUGUCCAGAGGCUGCAGCUGGAUCUGUACGAGCCCCCGGUUUCUCAAUGUGUUCAGUGGGUGGAUGACGCCAAGCUCAACCAGCUGAGGCGGGAAGGCAUUCGCUACGUCCGUACGCAGCUAUGUGACGACGACAUCUACUUCAUUCCGAGGAACGUCAUCCACCAGUUUAAGACGGUGUCUGCCGUCUGCAGCCUGGCCUGGCACAUCCGCCUCAAACGGUACCACUCCGAGGACGCCAAGGAGGGGCAGCGCCCCAAAGACCUCAGCCCCACCUCGGGCCGGGUCUCCUUUUCCUCCCCAGCUAGGCUCAACUCCACUGUCGCCCCCUGUGCCAGACCGCCGGUGGACAGCAUCCACGGGGGCGUGGCUAAAACGGAAGAGCCGGAGUUCCAGCGGCCAGCGACGCCGUCCAAAGAGUCUCAGCCUGCUGCUCCUCAGCCCACCAAGUCUGCACACCUUCCUCACCUGUUCUCAGCCUCUGCCCACUCUGGGUGCACACCUCCCAAAAUGCCCCCCCUGCCAGAUGCCCACACCCACACUCCUGACAUCUCAAAAUGAUCUACCCCCACCCACCCCCCACCCCGAUUGUGGACGUGUGACUUGAAAACACGACACAUGCACGGUGACAGGAUGGUUUCCCGCUUAAGAAGAACAACACGAAGCACUUAGUACUUUUAUAUGUUUGUAGUGGCUUCAAAAAAAGGUCUUUAUUGGAACCUUGUUUGUUUUAUACUCGUCAUAUUUAUUUUAUUUUGAUAGGAGAGACCCGAGCACGGGUCGUGUUGCUUUUAGUGAUGCAUACGUAAAUAAUUCAUGUUUGGAGUUUUUCUUCAGAUUCCACUUUGUGAACAAUACUUCUGUUCUAGCUGAGGGUGGAGAAUGAUGUCACUCAUUUCCUUUUGUUGAAAGCACUCAACAUUGCUUAGUUUUAGCAGGUAACCAAGUGUGUUGAGUUUGAGUCUAGAUGUGGACGUAAAUGCAGAAGUUUCUGUUCGGUUGGAUUAGAUCUGGUUUUACAACAAAAACACAAGGUCUCGUGAUGAAAUGCCAUCAUUGUGUUGGAGGAGGUCGUCAGUGUAAUCAUUUCAAUGACAUGUUAUUUAAUAAGCUAGUCUAAUGAGAUAGUUGAAUCUCAGAUAGAGGAGGAGCAAUGUGGUUUUCGUCCUGGCCGUGGAACUGUGGCCCAGCUUUAUACCCUUGCAAGGGUGAUGGAGGGGGCAUGGGAGUUUGCCCAACCAAUCCACAUGUGUUUUGUGGAUUUGGAGGAGGCUUAUGACCGUGUCCCCAGGGGCACCCUGUGGGGGACGCUCCAGGAGUAUGGGGUGGGUGGAUUUCUGUUAAGGGCCAUUCAGUCCCUUUACCAGAGGAGCGUGAGUUUGGUCUGCAUAGCCGGUAGUAAGUCGGACCUGUUCCCAGUGAGGGUUGGACUCCGCCAGGGCUGCCCUUUGUCACCGGUUCUGUUCAUUACCUUUAUGGACAGAAUUUCUAGGCGCAGCCGUGGUGUGGAGUGUGUCGAGUUUGGUGGCAGGAGAAUCUCGUCUCUGCUUUUUGCGGAUGAUGUGGUCCUCCUAGCUUCAUCCAGCUCUGACCUUCAGCUCUUGCUGGGUAGGUUCGCGGCCGAGUGUGAAGCGGCUGGGAUGAGGAUCAGCACCUCCAAAUCUGAGACCACGGUUCUCGACCGGGAAAGGGUGGCUUGCCACCUCCGGGUCGGGGGAGAGGUCCUACCUCAAGUGGAGGAGUUUAAGUAUCUCGGGGUCUUGUUCACGAGUGAGGGUAGGAGGGAUCGGGAGAUCGACAGGCGGAUUGGUUCGGCGUCUGCAGAGAUGCGGACGCUGAGCCGAUCUGUCGUGGUGAAGAGGGAGCUGCGCCAGAAAGCCAGGCUCUCGAUUUACCGGUCCAUCUACGUCCCAAUCCUCACCUAUGGUCAUGAGCUUUGGGUAAUGACCGAAAGAACGAGAUACAAGCGGCCGAAAUGAGUUUCCUCCGUAGGGUGGCCGGGCUCAGCCUUAGAGAUAGGGUGAGGAGCUCGGACAUUCGGGAGGGACUCGGAGUAGAACCGCUGCUCCUCCGUAUCGAAAGGAGUCAGCUGAGGUGGUUUGGGCAUCUGGUCAGGAUGCCUCCUGGUCGCCUCCCUGGGGAGGUGUUUCGGGCAUGUCCUGCCGGCAGGAGGCCCCCGGGUCGACCCAGGACACGUUGGAGAGGUUACAUCUCCAAUCUGGUCCGGGAACGCCUUGGGGUCCUGCCGGAGGAGCUGGUGGAGGUGGCCGGGGAGAGGAUGGUCUGGAGCUCCCUAGUUGGGAUGCUGCCCCCGCGACCCGGACCCGGAUAAGCGGAGGAAGACGACGACGACGAUGUUAUUUAAUAAGCCACAAGACAUGAGAUUCCAUAGUAAAUAUGAAAUCAACCUUAUGGAUCUGUGGGUACAUUUUAACCAGAAGAUUGGAACUUUUUAUUGCAGGGAUUAGGUAACCACUUCGUACAGAUCCAGAAUGCCAGGUCCUCGAACCCCCCUUUCGGUAUCGGAGCCGAUGAAACAGUGUCAGCAGGACGACAGACUAGUCUUUGGAUUAUCUCCAGGUAAAAACCGACAGUUGGUUGACAGCGUCAGAUGGACCCAGGAGGUCAGUGAGUUCAGCUUUUAUUCUGAAAGGAACUGUUGCAGCAGUUCAGAAUCAGAAAAAAUUUUAUUGCCAGCGACCCAGAGCAUUGGAACUUGACUCCACAGAACAGCCUGACCAAGAUUACACACACAUAGACAGGACAGCAACAGGUUUUAUCCAGCUUGUCGUUGGUUCUUUCGGCUGAAGAGGAAAGUCACGGAUUGGCCACUCCGUCAACUUCUCUCAAACGCUUUGAACUGGCGUUAAAGAUGGCGUGGGCAUAGUUUUAUACUUUGGAUGUUUUGGUUUAUGGUCGAAUGAAAAGAGGACAGAUUUACCAAACACCACCAAAACCACGCCUCCGUCACAUCUGGCAGAUUCUGAUUGGAUCAGUAAAGCAAUGUGUCGUGUCGUCUCAUGACACUACAUGAGAUCAGUCCUAGUGGAAACAUUUAAAGUCAUAUUACUUAUUAUAUUCUAUAGGAUUAUAAUAAAGUAAUUAAUAUUUUGAUUUCACAGAUUGGUCACAUUUUAUUAUUGACUAACACUGUUUGAUUAGCUUUAUUAAAACAGAGUUCGUUGAUUUAUUAAAAGGAGAGAGUCCAUUCUUCAUUCUUCUCUUGAGCUGGAAAGGAAGCAGUUUAUAACAAAUGCAUGAGACCAUGAGGCCAUAUCUCAUGCAGACUAGUUCUGUGUCAGAGGAGAGGGGGAAACUGACUUUUAGGUGGAAAACAGUCAUUUCAUUCCGUUACAUCUGACUUUUACAUGUGAAAAGCGGCCGUUGUCGUGUCGUCUAAAAGUAGCCCGCUGUGAAGGAAAUGAUGCUCAUUUCCUUUGCCCUGACUGCAUCUUAGUGCCUUGUCUUGUGCACGAUCGGCCUCACCUAGCGUUGAUGACUGAAGAGGACAAUGAUCUGACACCUGCUACGUGGUGUGAUUGGAAAUGAGGCCUUUCCGCAAACCCAGAAUCUCUAAUGUAAUUUACUAGAGCUUAUGAGGUCAUUCUGUGAGACGGUUAUAAAUCUUAGCUGCUGUGGACAGCGCUCUGAAGUCGCUCGAAUCAAACAUUCCCCAUUAUUUACUAAGGAUUCUGUUAGCUUCUCAGUUUGGUUAGAGCUAACCUCCAACCGGUGAGAUGUUAUUUGUUCAUAACCGUCUCACAGAACCCCUCGUCAAAAAGGGAGAACUGUCUCUAAACUAAGACUGACAGAAACGUGUCGACGUGCUUUUUAGAUCUGCUUUUCUCACAUCCUGUUCUCUCAUCUCUCUCCUUUUGCAUCGAGACAUUGUUAAUGGUUUAUUGUUACAGACAGGAAAAGAGGCACUCCAAUGAGAUUAAGGCAGAAACGUGAAUUCACAUCCAUCCAUCCAUUGUCUGAACCCGCUUGUCCAUGUAGGGUCGCGUUGGGGGGGGGGGCUGGUUCCUAUCUCCAGCGGUCAAAGGGCAAUCAAGCGGGGUACACCCUGGACGGAGAGCCAGUCCGUCGCAGGUCAAUACAGAGACACACAGGACAAACGAUCAUGCACACACACACACACACACACACACACACACACACACACACACACACACACACGCACGCACACACACACACACACAUCUAAGGACAAUUUAGACUAAUUAACCUAACAGUCAUGUUUUUGGACUGUGGGAGGAAGCCGGAGAACCCGGAGAGAACCCACUCAUGCACAGGGAGAACAUGCAAACUCCACGCAGAAAGAUCCCAGGCUGGGAAGUGAACCCAGGACCUUCUCGCUGCAAGGCAACCCUAUAACCACUGCGCAGCCCAUGAAUUCACAUUUAGAGUGAAAAUACAUUUAAUAAAUAACUGUAUGCAUGGCACUCACUGUCCAUUAACACUGGUGAAACGUAUCCACAAAGUUCAAAAGUAACAAGGCAGCAAAAAUGUGAUGUUUUACCCGUUAAUGGCUUUUUUCUGAACGCGCGCGCACACACAAUCACAAAGAGGUAAGCUUCUCUCGGCAGACCUCUCUCCUACAAGCACUUUAUUCUUGAGCAUUUAAACGAGUCUUGCUUCUGAGUCCACCGGUCAGUAACUCAAAUCUGCUUUACCACACAAAUUGUACAGAGUGGGCACUUCCUGUGUGUGUCCAGAUGGAGGCGCUGCUGCCCUGGUCUUCUUUAAAACUUGCUCACACCAAGGCAGCUCCUUUAUGUUCUCCUCUGUCAUGAUGUAACUUAAAUUUGUAAUAAACCUGCUUCUUUUCCCAAUCAGUGAA
Nothobranchius furzeri (turquoise killifish) is the source of this 6564-nucleotide messenger RNA. Its product is annotated as lysine-specific demethylase 9. Lineage: Eukaryota; Metazoa; Chordata; Actinopteri; Cyprinodontiformes; Nothobranchiidae. The record is from RefSeq and is a predicted model, not a curated record. Gene Ontology annotation, cellular component: nucleus.